AUUGACAUUUCGCGUGUUCCUACAACCUUUCUGCGAAGACUUGAGGUGCGCAGCAAAACAGCGCGUGCAACUUAGAACUCAACACCUGCAUCACACGGUCUUCCAGCAUCGUUCGAUUGUUCCUCGUUCAGAACCCAACACAGAAUCGCACAACGCCGAGUAACUUAGAGAGAGAGAGAGAGUUUUGUAAAGGGGAGGUUCCGGACUCCGGAGAGGGAAAACUUAGACCUUUUUGGUCUCUAUGGCUUUGAGGCGCCUCAUCACUCAGGUUUCAAGUCAUCGAUCAGAGUUGGGAAAUUUUAGAAGAUUCUUUGUUGGAACUUAUUUCCCUGUCAAUAAGUUUGGACGUGGUGGAGGUAAUAGGUUUUCAAGUGCUCAAGAGCGGUUUCAGUCUAGUUAUGUUGGCAGUUUGGCUCGCAGAGUACGUGAUGUAGAUGAAGCAAGUGAAGUUGCACACCUUAAAGAACUUUACCAUCGAAAUGAUCCUGAAGCAGUAAUAAGGCUAUUUGAAAGUCAACCAUCUUUACAUUCUAACUCUUCAGCACUCUCUGAAUAUGUCAAAGCAUUAGUCAAGGUUGACCGGCUAGAUGAAAGUGAGUUACUCAAGACACUGCAGAGAGGUAUUGCAAACACAGCAAGGGAGGAAGAAAGUGUCGGUGGUUUUUCAGCCUUUAGGAAUGUGGGAAAAGCUACAAAAGAUGGUAUUCUUGGAACUGCAGGUACUCCUAUUCAUAUGGUAGCUACUGAAGGAGGGCAUUUCAAAGAGCAGUUGUGGCGCACAAUUCGCACUAUUGCACUUGCCUUUCUCUUGAUGUCUGGUGUAGGAGCGCUCAUUGAGGAUAGAGGAAUAAGUAAAGGGCUUGGUCUACAUGAAGAAGUACAACCUAGCAUGGAAUCUAACACAAAAUUCAACGAUGUAAAAGGUGUAGAUGAGGCAAAGGCAGAGCUUGAAGAAAUUGUUCACUAUCUCCGAGACCCUAAGCGCUUCACUCGUCUAGGUGGAAAGCUCCCCAAAGGUGUUUUGCUUGUUGGCCCACCAGGCACUGGCAAAACAAUGUUAGCUAGAGCUAUUGCUGGAGAAGCUGGGGUACCUUUCUUUUCAUGCAGUGGCAGUGAGUUUGAAGAGAUGUUUGUUGGUGUUGGAGCUCGGAGGGUGAGGGAUCUUUUUUCAGCUGCAAAGAAGCGUUCACCAUGUAUAAUAUUCAUCGAUGAGAUAGAUGCCAUAGGAGGAAGUCGUAAUCCAAAGGACCAGCAGUACAUGAAAAUGACUCUGAAUCAGUUGCUUGUUGAACUGGAUGGCUUCAAACAAAAUGAAGGAAUAAUUGUGAUUGCUGCUACUAAUUUUCCAGAGUCAUUAGACAAGGCAUUGGUGAGACCUGGACGGUUUGAUCGUCACAUUGUUGUUCCUAAUCCAGAUGUUGAAGGGCGAAGGCAGAUUAUGGAAUCCCACAUGUCAAAGGUUCUGAAGGCAGACGAUGUUGAUUUGAUGAUUAUUGCUAGAGGAACUCCCGGGUUCUCAGGUGCAGAUCUAGCAAACUUAGUCAACAUUGCUGCUCUAAAGGCUGCAAUGGAUGGUGCUAAAGCAGUGAGCAUGGAAGAUCUAGAGUAUGCAAAGGACAAGAUUAUGAUGGGAAGUGAACGAAAGUCCGCUGUCAUAUCUGAUGAAUCACGAAAGCUGACGGCUUUCCAUGAGGGUGGUCAUGCCCUUGUGGCUAUCCAUACUGAUGGGGCUCUUCCAGUUCACAAGGCAACAAUAGUUCCCCGUGGGAUGUCACUUGGCAUGGUUGCCCAAUUGCCUGACAAGGACGAAACUAGUAUCUCUCGCAAGCAGAUGCUUGCCCGGCUUGAUGUUUGCAUGGGAGGGCGAGUUGCAGAAGAGCUCAUCUUUGGAGAAAAUGAAGUUACUUCUGGUGCAUCUUCUGACCUCCAGCAAGCAACUUCUCUUGCAAGAGCGAUGGUUACAAAGUAUGGUAUGAGCAAAGAAGUUGGGGUAGUCGCUCACAAUUAUGACGACAAUGGAAAGAGUAUGAGCACGGAAACUAGGCUCCUUAUUGAGCAAGAAGUGAAGAACUUCUUGGAAAGGGCUUACAACAAUGCGAGAACCAUUCUUACCACCCAUAGCAAGGAGCUUCAUGCGCUUGCUAAUGCUUUGCUCGAGCAGGAGACACUUACAGGAAAUCAGAUUAAGGCUUUGCUUGCCCAAGUCAACUCUCACCAGCAGCAACAACAGCAGCAGCCGCAAAUGGUUACAACACAGAGUAGCUCACAGUCCAACCCAGUACCUCCCUCAACACCUAAUCCAGCGGCAUCGGCUGCUGCAGCAGCGGCUGCAGCGGCUGCUGCUGCAACUGCCGCAGCCAAGACUAAAGGCAUUGCUCCUGUGGGUUCAUAGCAUGACAGAGGUUGGUGUGACCCCUUGCCCAAGUGCCUAAUUAUGAGAUUCAAUGUGCACAUAGCAAUUUACGUACCAGCCUUCCGUGUUUGAGUACUGUAGUCUGUUUGCCGCACUGUGAGGUUUUAUUCAUGUAUCACUGGGAGUCAAACUGACUGAAUACUGUGGAAGGAAUCAAUUCCAUUGAUUAAGAUGGCACCGAGUCUAGUAGUAAUGAUCAAGCAGCGGAUUGGAAGAUAAUUGUCUUUUAAUUUUUCUUGUUUUUAUUUUUUAAGUCAUUACUUAUGCAGUUGAGAAUAA
Alnus glutinosa is the source of this 2692-nucleotide messenger RNA. RefSeq names its product ATP-dependent zinc metalloprotease FTSH 4, mitochondrial. The transcript has 7 exons. The coding region runs from base 242 to 2392 and encodes 716 amino acids. Gene Ontology annotation, biological process: proteolysis. Gene Ontology annotation, cellular component: chloroplast thylakoid; membrane. Gene Ontology annotation, molecular function: ATP binding; ATP hydrolysis activity; ATP-dependent peptidase activity. Lineage: Eukaryota; Viridiplantae; Streptophyta; Magnoliopsida; Fagales; Betulaceae. The record is from RefSeq and is a predicted model, not a curated record.